This is a messenger RNA of Larimichthys crocea (large yellow croaker), 2572 nucleotides long. RefSeq names its product adenosine monophosphate deaminase 1 (isoform M) (gene ampd1). Lineage: Eukaryota; Metazoa; Chordata; Actinopteri; Sciaenidae. Gene Ontology annotation, cellular component: cytosol. Gene Ontology annotation, biological process: IMP salvage; AMP metabolic process. The transcript has 17 exons. Bases 93 to 2315 code for a protein of 740 amino acids. Gene Ontology annotation, molecular function: AMP deaminase activity. The record is from RefSeq and is a predicted model, not a curated record.
GUUCAGGGCUCCACACUUCCCUACUACAGUGGAGCAGUGCCUGACCCACCUUUACCAGUCCUCAGGGAGCGUUUCACUGGAAAAGCAUCACCAUGCCUAAAGUCUUAGUGCCAGCAGAGGGAGGAAGUCAAGAGAAGACCGAUGACAAGAUGCGGGCCUUCGCGGAGGUAGUCUUUGCGUCUGAGACCAAAGACGAGGACAUCCGCGAUGAGAUCUCUUUGUUUGAUGUGGCUGAUGACUGCCCCAUCCUCCACGAGGAGAUGGCCCACCAUCUGCACACUGAAGAUGAUGCUGAGAAACGUAAGAGGCAUCAGCGGUGCCGCACCCUUACCGUGCCCGUGGCCUCUGCCAAGGCAACUAUUGCCCCUGUAGUGUCAGUGGAGGUGGACACCCCCACCUACCUGGAAGUGCCUGACUUCCAGAGAGUGGCCAUCAUCGGAGACUACGCCUCCGGGGUGACCAUGGAUGACUUUGAGCUGUCCUGUAAGGGUCUGUACCGUGCCUUGACCAUCAGGGAGAAGUACAUGAGGCUGGCCUACCAGCGCUUCCCGCGGACAGCCUCCCAGUACCUGCGUGACAUCGAGGGAGGGGUCUUUAAACCUGAAGAUCAGGUGCAGCCAGUCUUCACAACACCUCCAAGUAAUGGUGAAGAUCCCUUUGAUACCAAGGACCUGCCAAAGGAUCUGGGAUAUGUCGCUCGUAUGAAGGAUGGUCUCAUCUAUGUGUACAACGAUGCUGCAGCCGCUGACAAACAUCAGCCCAAAGACCUGCCCUGCCCUGACUACAACACCUUCAUCGACGAUAUGAACUUCCUCAUUGCUCUCAUUGCACAGGGCCCAACUAAGACUUACUGUCACCGUCGUCUGAAGUUCCUCAUGUCUAAGUUCAAUGUGCAUGAGAUGCUGAAUGAGAUGGAGGAGAUGAAGGAGCUGAAGAUGAACCCCCACAGGGACUUCUACAACUGCAGGAAGGUGGACACCCACAUCCACGCUGCUGCCUGCAUGAACCAGAAGCACCUGCUGCGCUUCAUCAAGAAGUCUUACCGCGUGGAUGCUGACCGCGUCGUGCACAACCUUAAAGGGAGAGAGGUCACUAUGAAGGAGCUCUUCGAGUCCCUUCACCUGCACCCUUAUGACCUCACCGUGGACUCCCUGGAUGUGCAUGCUGGCAGACAAACCUUCCAGCGCUUUGAUAAGUUCAAUGCCAAGUACAACCCUGUUGGAGCCAGCGAGCUACGUGACUUAUACCUGAAGACAGAGAAUCACAUCAGUGGAGAGUACUUUGCUACCAUCAUCAAGGAAGUAGCCAGUGACCUGGAGGAUGCCAAGUACCAGUAUGCUGAGCCUCGUCUGUCCAUCUAUGGUUGCAACCCUAACGAGUGGACCAAGCUCUCCGGCUGGUUCGUCAAGCACAGGGUCUUCUCCCCAAACCUCAAAUGGAUGAUUCAAGUUCCCAGGAUCUAUGACAUUUUCAGAGGCAGGAACUUUGUGCCCCACUUUGGCAAGAUGUUGGAGAACAUUUUCCUUCCUGUGUUCCAGGCCACCAUCGAUCCACAGUCCAACCCAGAUCUCAGCAUCUUCCUCAAGCAUGUGACAGGUUUCGACAGUGUGGACGAUGAGUCCAAGCACAGUGGUCACAUGUUCUCCACUAAGAGCCCCAAACCAGAGGAGUGGGACAUCGUCAAGAACCCCUCCUACACCUACUACAUCUACUACAUGUAUGCCAACAUCGCUGUGCUCAAUCAGCUCCGCAGACAGAGGGGGAUGAACACAUUCACGUUCAGGCCUCACUGUGGUGAGGCUGGUGCUGUCACCCAUCUGCUGGCUUCCUUCAUGACCGCUGAUAACAUCUCUCACGGCCUCAACCUGAAGAAGAGUCCUGUGCUGCAGUAUCUGUACUUCUUGACCCAGAUCCCCAUCGCCAUGUCCCCUCUCAGCAACAACAGCCUGUUCCUGGAGUACGCCAAGAACCCCCUGCUGGAGUUCCACAAGAAAGGCCUGGUGGUUUCUCUGUCCACCGACGACCCCAUGCAGUUCCACUACACCAAGGAACCUCUGAUGGAAGAGUACGCCAUUGCAGCCCAGGUCUUUAAGCUCAGUACCUGCGACAUGUGCGAGAUCUCCAGGAGCAGUGUGUUGCAGAGCGCCCUGUCUCACGAGGAAAAGUGCCACUUCCUGGGUCAAGAUUACCUGAAGGAGGGUCCAGAGGGCAACGACAUCCGUAAGACCAAUGUGGCCCAGAUCCGUAUGGCAUAUCGCUUUGAGACCCUAUGCUAUGAGCUCAACCUCAUCAAGGAGGGGUUGAAGUCUGAGUAAACACUCAAAUCUGACUUACACCAGAACUCGUCUCUGUUGUGAUGUAGAAAACUUUCUACAGUCACAUGUAGAAAACUUUCUACAUCACACAAUUGUUUUUCACAGUAACUCUUAAAAAAGAAAGAACCUUAUGUUAUUCACUGUGUAUCAUCUGUACAUCUUAUCCAGUUGACUUGUACAUUACAGUGUGUGCAUCCCGUAUGGAGAAACAUCUUGUAUGAGAAUGAAAGGAAAUAAAAUGUGAAAUAACAAGUGUC